CCGCAGCGCGGCGGCGCCGGGACCGCGGCGCAGCCCCGGGGACAGGGCUCGGCCCGGCGCCCCCGGGACGGACGCGCCCGCGCCAACAUGGGGGCCCUGGCCCUGGCCCUGGGGAUUUUCCACUACCUGGGGCUCUACCUGCAGCUCGGCGCCUCCUCCCGGCACCCGCCCUGGGACGCUCCGGCGGCGGGCAGCGCUCUCUUCACCGAGACCCCCCACGACAUGACGGCGCAGGCGGGUGAGGAUGUGGAGAUGGCGUGUUCCUUCCGAGGCAGCGGCUCCCCGUCCUACUCCCUGGAGAUACAGUGGUGGUACGUCCGCAACCACAAGGACUGGACGGACAAACAGACGUGGGCUUCCAACCAGCUGAAGGCGCUGCAGGAGGAGCCUGGGAAGGACGCCACCAAGAUAAGCGUGGUGAAGGUGGUCGGCAGCAACAUCUCGCACAAGCUGCGCCUGUCGCGGGUGAAGCCGGAGGACGAGGGGACGUACGAGUGCCGCGUGAUCGACUCCAGCGACGGCAAAGCGCGGCACCACAAGGUGAAGGCGUUCCUGCGGGUGGAGGCGGCGGGGGGCGCGGGGCACCCCCAGGACACCCAGCUGCGGGGCGCCUCGCUGCCGGACCCCGCCGCAGCCCACGCACACCACCACCACCCCCACAAAGCCGGGAGGGAGCUGAAGAAGCGCUCGGCAGAUGCCUCCUGCGUGCUGUAGGCAGCUGGUGCCGGGGGGACGCCGGAGCCUCCCGCCGCCCCGGACUCAGCGGAGCCAUCGAGGGUCCCGCGCCCCCUGCCAGAGACUGGCCCCACCAUCCCGUCUUGCCCACCGACCCCCUCCUCCUCCUCCUCCCGCUGGCUGCUGCCAGCUCGGUUCCUUCCCCAGCCACGGGGCGCAGCGGUGCCAGAGCUCGGUGUGGGAGCAGCGCCGUGUCUGUGCCAGUGGGGCAUCGCUGGGGCCGUGCCCGGGGCCGAAGCGUACACCCACACACGGGGUCCCCGUCCCCGCUGGCCCCCUGGAGGCGGGUACCCCGCUGCUCGCUGCCUCCCGCAGUGCCACGGGCCGUGUUGCACUGCAGCUCUGCGUGCCCGGUGGAAGCCCCCCUGGCCUGUGGGACCCUCCCUGCCCUCCCCCGUGCUUUGCAGAACCAACUGUUCCCGUAGGAGGCCCAGUUUUGUUGCCCUGUUACAGCCCUGCAGUGCGUAUAUAAGUUCCAGCAUCCAUCUUACAGAUCCCAUGUGUCGCCUCUCCCUGCCCCUGCCUGCCCCCACCCACCCCAGCACGUCAAGGCCUGAGCUCAGUAGAGGAAGGACGGCACAGCACGGCAUGGCAUGGCACAGCAGGCUCCCAGCACAGCCACGGGGCUGUGGGUUGUGCCACAGCAUUGCCCACCCAGGCAGCUGCCCACGGUCCACGUGUGCCCGGCAGCUGUGCCACAGCUGGCCUGGUUUUACCCAUUGCUCCUCCCUGCCCCUCACGUUUCACAGAGGAAGGGGGGCCUGGCCAGCACCUCCAUCUGCCCUCGCUCUGUCCCCGCUGCCUGUGCCGGUGCGGCUCUUGGCCCCCCAGUCCCGGCUGAGCUCCCCUUCCUCCUGCGCCGUGGCACCGCACCAGCCCAGGCAGGGUCCAGCAGUGGAAAGAGCAGAGCCUGUCCCUGGCACCCCCUUGGGUAAACUGCCACUGAGGAUGGAGCAUGGGGAGGGAGAGGGGGGUCCCGAGUGUCCCCAUCCGUGUGCCGGGCUCUGCUCCCUGCCGCCGCUCCCCCAGCCUGCCGCUGCCAGACCUGCUGCAGCUAAUAAAGCUCUUUAAACGAA
Messenger RNA from Colius striatus (speckled mousebird), 1811 nucleotides. It is a transcript of the gene VSTM2L, whose product is annotated as V-set and transmembrane domain containing 2 like. The coding region runs from base 88 to 714 and encodes 208 amino acids. The transcript is spliced from 4 exons. Lineage: Eukaryota; Metazoa; Chordata; Aves; Coliiformes; Coliidae. The record is from RefSeq and is a predicted model, not a curated record.